Pectinophora gossypiella (pink bollworm) is the source of this 1849-nucleotide messenger RNA. RefSeq lists its product as uncharacterized. Gene Ontology annotation, biological process: neurotransmitter receptor internalization; regulation of AMPA receptor activity; transmission of nerve impulse. The record is from RefSeq and is a predicted model, not a curated record. The coding region runs from base 159 to 1628 and encodes 489 amino acids. Gene Ontology annotation, molecular function: voltage-gated calcium channel activity; channel regulator activity. Gene Ontology annotation, cellular component: AMPA glutamate receptor complex; postsynaptic density membrane. Lineage: Eukaryota; Metazoa; Arthropoda; Insecta; Lepidoptera; Gelechiidae. The transcript is spliced from 6 exons.
CACGGCGUCAUGAAAUUCUGCUUCGCUUUCGACACACGCGCGUUCGUUUUACAACGCUUCGACUAUCGUUUUUAAACUAUUGCGGUAAAAAUUCGAAAAAUUAGUGCCUAUUGUGUUUUUAACGAAGUUUCAACGUUUUGACAGUUCCAAAGUUUAUCAUGUUCAACCACGGCGGGUCAUACGCUUGUGGCACGAGUAGCAGCUUCAAAUCGAAGAGAGAUGCAAAGCCAAAUAUAAAUAAACAGAGUGUGAAGCAGAAGCGAGGUAUGUGGAGCGGGGGUGGUCAGUGCGUGCACGCGACGCUGCCGCGCGGCGGGCGAGCGCAGCCCGCCCCUACGCUCAGCGGCGCCAUCGCAAGCCGGCGGCCACCCAGGCCGACCCCUCCAUCGCCGACGUUGGUAGCGCAGAUCGAUUCUUCAGUAGCGUGUCUUUGGCUGCUCACCCCGUUGUCGGCAGGCACCGCGGUAGUCGCUGUCUUAGUUGCUGUCACUACGAACAACUGGCUGCAUACUCAAGAGAAUAUGCUCAAUCCAUCGUUCAAUGGCACAGGAAAACACGACUUAGUAGCCAAACACACUGUGUCGGGACUUUGGAGGAUAUGUCAUACCGAACCUGGUAGCACAAUAUUUCGUUGCUGGGACAUCCCUUACUUCCCACUGUCACAAUAUGCGCCUGACCCUAGCGAUUCUACAAAUGCCAUACCAUAUGUGGUAACGCGGUCUGCCGCCCCUCUAUUGCUGGCUGUCUUCACUCAAGCUGUAGGAGCGCUGUGCUGUGUGGUCGGCCAUUGUGUAAAAGGUCGAAGAUUGUGUACUUUCAUCGCGGGAGUUCUAUUUAUUAUUUCAGGUCUCAUCAUGCUGACCGGGAUAGUCAUGUACAUAUCUGUAUUCAAGUCGCAAGUUGGACACAAGCUUCGCUACAUGACAUUCUUCGACACACCCCGAAUGUCAUACAGCUACGGAUACUCGUUCGGUUUGUACGUGAGUGGCUUUGUGGCCGUCGAACUCGCAGGCACCUCUGCUAUAUUUCUCUUUCUACAAUGGUAUCAAAAAGACUGGAUAACAGAGCUGACCGAGAAAGCUAAAGCCGACUGCCGCGCUUGGGAUCGCGAAUAUGCAUUUUCAGAGUUCAGAGAACGAGAUUCUACGCUGCUGGAACGGCGAAUGAUGAAGAGAGACACCUAUCCUCCCACAGGGUCAUCGGCCGCUACGCCACAUGAAACGCGCCGAUUCGCGUACGAAGGCGACGAGGUCCCGCACUGUUCAAUACAUAAAAACAGAAGAAUAAAUCUAAGUUCAGCAUCAUUAAAAGACUUGUCGUCCUCUACACUGUACGGGUUCCCGGCAGCGCCGCGGCCGACGGCGUGUGAUAAUUAUUUUGAAGAAUUUAAAGAAGUUCCUCAAAGUGCGAAUACACUUAGUGGUCUUAGAAGCGCUUCAAUAUUCCAGUCGCAAGCGUCGGUGGCUAGCGCGAGGUUUCUGGACUCGUCUGCUGUGGAGCCGCCGCCGUCGCGUGAAGAAGAGCUGGUGACUUUCGGGGCAGGAGCGCGAGGCGGUGGUGAUGAGCAUCCCCCGCGACACGACCGCGCCGUGGGCACAGACCCUUACCGCCGCACCACGCCCGUCUGAUCCAAGACGCCGGGUCCCCCGCCCUCAUCAAAGCAUAUCGACAAGUGAUAGUGACAUGCUCCUACCUAAGUAUGUGUAAUCGUACGUAGGAAACGGACGUAUUCAAGUGACAUUCGAAUUUAAGAAACGUAGGUACCUACAUAGAUAGGUAUGACUUAUGUUAUUGAAUUUUUAAUUGUUAUUAAAUUUCUUUGAAUAUUAAACACUGCCAUUUGUGUAAA